AUGUCGCCUACUCCCGAGGAACCUAAUAAUUUGCAGAACGGAAUCGAAAUCCAACCACACAUUUCAUCAGAAUCAGAUCAAAUUAGUGAACCCAGAUCAGAGCUUGAAGAACCUACAGCAGAUUCAAUUCCCAGUUCGGAAUUACAACAAGAACGUGAAUCGGAAUCAGUUAGUAAUGGAGUAGCAGAUUCGGAGCCGGAGUCUCCAAGGAAACAGUUAUCGGAGUCAAUUCAUUUACAUGUAGUGACGGGUGUUACAGAUCCGAGUGUUGAAGAGCAUAAAGAAACUUCCACCCCAUUCAACGGCAACACGGAGAACUUGCAACCUGCGUUGCGUAAAGACGAAGGAAGCAGAACGUUUACAAUGAGAGAGUUGUUGAAUGGAUUGAAAGGUGAAGAUGGUAGCGACGGCCUUAAUGAAUCUGAAGGCGAGAGGCCCGAGGGGAACUCCGGUCACAGCCUUAAUCAAGAUAGCCCACAUCAGCCUUAUUCUGAACAGAGUAGAGCUGCCAUGGAGUUGAUCAACAGUAUUACAGGUGUCGAUGAAGAGGGCCGUUCUCGUCAAAGGAUUCUCACAUUUGCUGCUAGGAGGUAUGCUAGUGCAAUUGAGAGAAAUGGUCAAGACUAUGAUGCUUUGUACAAUUGGGCUUUGGUCCUCCAGGAGAGUGCAGACAAUGUUAGUCCAGAUUCCACCUCGCCCUCUAAAGAUGCGUUGCUUGAGGAGGCUUGUAAAAAGUACGAUGAGGCCACCCAUCUGUGCCCAACACUUCAUGAUGCUUUUUAUAAUUGGGCUAUUGCAAUCUCUGAUCGGGCCAAAAUGCGUGGUCGUACGAAGGAGGCCGAAGAACUGUGGAAGCAGGCUACCAAAAAUUAUGAAAAAGCUGUCCAACUCAACUGGAAUAGCCCCCAGGCGCUAAAUAAUUGGGGGCUUGCCCUACAGGAACUCAGUGCGAUUGUGCCAGCACGAGAAAAGCAGACAAUUGUAAAAACAGCGAUCAGUAAGUUCCGUGCUGCUAUACAGUUGCAAUUUGAUUUUCAUCGAGCAAUCUACAACCUUGGCACUGUUCUGUAUGGAUUAGCUGAGGACACAUUAAGGACUGGUGGAACAGGAAAUAUUAAAGAUGUUUCCCCCAAUGAGUUAUACAGUCAAUCUGCUAUUUAUAUUGCAGCUGCUCAUGCUCUAAAACCAAACUACUCUGUGUAUAGCAGCGCCUUACGGUUGGUCCGUUCCAUGCUGCCGUUACCCUAUCUAAAAGUCGGAUACCUGACUGCACCUCCUGUGGGGAGACCACUUGCUCCUCACAGUGAUUGGAAACGUUCACAAUUUUUUCUAAACCAUGAUGUAUUGCAAAAGCUUAACAUAGGAGGGGAACAAAUACAAACAUCCCCUAGUACUUUAGGAAGAUCUGGAAGUACCUUGAAUGGCGACAGGACAAUCAAAGUAGAAAUUCCUGAUAUUGUCUCUGUAUCCGCAUGUGCCGAUCUUACUUUACCACCUGGUGCUGGACUCUGCAUUGACACAAUCCAUGGACCCAUUUUCUUGGUUGCUGACUCAUGGGACGCACUCGAUGGAUGGCUCGAUGCAAUUAGAUUAGUUUACACGAUCUACGCUCGAGGCAAGAACGAGGUUUUGGCUGGCAUCAUAACAGGUUGAUUGAUUAUUACCAAAUACACAAAAAAUGUAUCAAUGAUUCUAUCUUGAUGUCUAUAUAUUAUGCUUAAUUCACAAUAGUAGAUGGAGUAUUCAUUUCUCUAGAUUGAAAACACACAAUUUUGGGGUGCUUUUCCAGUGCUUAAAUACAUGUUUCUCUAGUCACCUUUCAUUUUCAAGUGUAAUAAUAAUAUUUGUACAUGUCGUUUAUUAACAACAGCACGCACAAAUGGUACGGUUUUAGACCUUGAGAAAUGAGAGAGCUUCAAAUUAAUUUCUUUUACAAA
Cucumis melo (muskmelon) is the source of this 1937-nucleotide messenger RNA. RefSeq names its product protein HLB1. The transcript is spliced from 14 exons. The coding region runs from base 1 to 1653 and encodes 550 amino acids. The record is from RefSeq and is a predicted model, not a curated record. Gene Ontology annotation, molecular function: protein binding. Lineage: Eukaryota; Viridiplantae; Streptophyta; Magnoliopsida; Cucurbitales; Cucurbitaceae.